Messenger RNA from Andrographis paniculata, 2980 nucleotides. Its product is annotated as phosphatidylinositol 4-phosphate 5-kinase 9. The transcript has 10 exons. Gene Ontology annotation, molecular function: 1-phosphatidylinositol-4-phosphate 5-kinase activity; ATP binding. Gene Ontology annotation, biological process: phosphatidylinositol metabolic process. NCBI's taxonomy places the organism in Eukaryota, Viridiplantae, Streptophyta, Magnoliopsida, Lamiales, Acanthaceae. The record is from RefSeq and is a predicted model, not a curated record. The coding region runs from base 344 to 2770 and encodes 808 amino acids.
UUACCUAAACUGAUGAUGAUAGGGCUAAGGGUACUGCGAUAUUGGUUGCUGUAGGACGAGGCGGACGACCAAAUUUGUGGUCGAAUCGGGAGCGGGCGGCGGCGGAUUACGCAAUUAUUGCGCGAAUCGGGAGCCGGUGGAGGUGGAUUGCGCAAUUUUUGACCGAAUCGAGCUCGGUGAGGACUACAACAAAGGACGAACUUGCUUUGCUGGUGAGCAAACCAAUAAGGAAGUGAAGAAAUUCGAGCCGACACGACCAAGUGAAGAAAUCGAAACGUGAAAAAUCCAAGCAGUUAUCGUCUCCAUUUGGUUCGAAACUGAAAGCUCUUUCACCACAUUAUGCAUGUCUGGCCCGGCGGCCAUUGCUAGUAAGAUCCAGAGGGCGCUCUCUUUAUCCGACAGGGCGAAAUCCGUCGACGUCGCGGCGCCGAAUGAUCGAGCCGAAUCGAACGGGGACGCCGCGGAGGCCGUCGCAUUUCGAUCGGAGGAAGUUUUGCUGCCGAACGGCGAAUCCUACAAUGGAUCGAUGCUCGGGAACGUACCCGAGGGGUCGGGCGACUACGCGUGGCCCGACGGGUGCAAGUACGUGGGCGAGUGGCGACGCGGGAUGCGGCACGGAUACGGGAAGCUCGAAUGGCCGUCGGGCGCGUCAUAUGAGGGCGAGUUUUCCGGCGGGUAUAUGCAUGGGACGGGGACGUAUACACGGCCGGAUAAUACGAUAUAUAAAGGUCGUUGGCGAUUGAGUUUGAAGCACGGUUUAGGGUACCAAGUUUAUCCAAACGGCGAUUCGUUCGAAGGGUCAUGGAUACAAGGGAGCCCCGAAGGGCCCGGGAAAUAUACGUGGUCGAACGGGAACGUCUACUUGGGGAAUAUGAAGAACGGCGCGAUGUCGGGGAAGGGGACGCUGACUUGGAUUAGCGGCGACUCGUACGAGGGGAAUUGGUCGAACGGUAUGAUGCACGGGUUUGGAGUUUAUACGUGGAGCGACGGGGGCUGCUACGUCGGGACGUGGACGUGCGGCGUCAAGGACGGGAAAGGGACGUUUUAUCCGAAGGGGAGUAAGGUUCCGGCCGGGCAUCAAUUGUACCUUAACGCGCUUCGGAAACAAGGGCUACUUCCUGAUCUUCGGAAACAGAGUCAAGUCUCGCAUAUCGAUCACGCGACGUCGAUGGACAUCGGCGCCGUGAAGGUCGGUCCGAACGAGUCGGAUAAGGUAUCGAACGUUUCGUUGGAAAGACGGUGGAGCCUCGAGAUAUCGAUCGAGAAAGUCAUCGGGCAUGUUAGGUCGUCGAGCGUUUCCGAAGCUACUUUUGAGUCGCGCGACAACGAGGAAGACGUGAACACACCGAUCUUGGAACGGGAAUACAUGCAAGGCGUGCUCAUUAGCGAGCUUGUGUUGAGCGACCGGUUCUCACCGUCGUCUAGAAGGUCGAAGAAGAGGCAGAAGCGACUCGCGAGGGAGAUCAAGAAGCCCGGCGAGCAGAUUAUAAAAGGUCACCGGAGUUACGAUUUGAUGCUGAGUUUGCAGCUCGGAAUCAGGUACACCGUGGGGAAGAUUACUCCGAUACAGCGACGAGAAGUGAGAGCGACGGAUUUUGGCCCCCGCGCGAGCUUUUGGAUGAGCUUUCCGAAGGAGGGGUCGCAGUUGACGCCGCCCCAUCAGUCGGAGGAUUUCAAGUGGAAAGAUUAUUGCCCGAUGGUCUUUAGGAAUUUGAGGGAGAUGUUCAAGAUCGACGCUGCCGACUACAUGAUGUCGAUAUGUGGAAACGAUACUCUUAGAGAGCUUUCGUCGCCGGGGAAGAGUGGCAGCGUCUUCUUCUUGUCGCAAGAUGACCGUUUUAUGAUCAAGACACUUCGAAAAUCGGAAGUCAAGGUUUUGCUGCGGAUGCUCCCAAACUAUCAUCGUCACGUGCGCAGAUAUGACAAUACUCUUAUAACUAAAUUUUUCGGUCUUCACCGAAUCAAGCCUUCGAGCGGCCAAAAGUUCCGAUUUGUAGUAAUGGGGAAUAUGUUCUGCACAGAAUUGAGAAUCCACCGGAGGUUCGAUCUAAAGGGCUCGUCGUUGGGAAGGUCUGCGGACAAGGUUGAGAUCGACGAGAACACAAUUCUCAAAGAUCUCGACUUGAACUACUGUUUUUACUUGGAGCCAUCUUGGCGCGACGCCUUAUUAGAGCAGAUUGAAAUCGACAGCAAAUUCUUGGAGUCGGAGAACAUUAUGGACUACAGUCUCUUGUUAGGAGUUCAUUACCGCGCGCCUCAACACCUUCGAUCUUUAAUGUCGUACAGCCAGCGAAUGUCGGUGGAAGGACUCGGGAUCGUCGCUGAAGACGAGUCGAUGGAGGACGAGAUAGCUCCACAAGGCCUCGUUUUGGCGCCACGAGGCUCCGACGACAACAGUCUCGUCGUUGGCCCGCAUAUUCGAGGCAGCCGGCUACGAGCAUCGUCUUCGACUGGCGACGAGGAAGUCGACCUUCUCCUCCCCGGCACGGCAAGGCUACAAAUCCAAUUGGGAGUGAACAUGCCGGCGAGAGCGGAGCAUAUUCCGGGAGACGAUGGGACACAGAUGUUUCACGAGGUGUACGAUGUUGUCUUGUACUUGGGCAUCAUCGACAUCCUGCAAGAGUACAACAUGAGUAAGAAGAUCGAGCACACGGUGAAAUCGAUGCAAUUCGACUCGGUCUCGAUCUCGGCUGUCGACCCGAUGUUCUACUCGGAGAGGUUCUUGGACUUCAUCCAAAAGGUUUUCCCGCCAAAUGCUGUGGCGGGUUAGACGACAUGUCUUGAACAUGGUUGGAUCGAUCGAUAAUCUUCGGGUUUUCGAGCAUCUAUUUAUGGAUCAAUUCCUCGUAUGUAUUGUAAGAUUUUAAGGUUAAAGAAUGUCGUCGUCAAUGAAUUAAAUUCUGUAAUUUUUACCCUUUGCUUCGACUAUAUAUGCGACUUUGCUUCAUUCAAUAUAUAUAAGGCUUUGACUUUCUCUACA